Messenger RNA from Chrysochloris asiatica (Cape golden mole), 3281 nucleotides. It is a transcript of the gene PIK3CD, whose product is annotated as phosphatidylinositol-4,5-bisphosphate 3-kinase, catalytic subunit delta. The transcript is spliced from 23 exons. Bases 147 to 3281 code for a protein of 1044 amino acids. The record is from RefSeq and is a predicted model, not a curated record. NCBI's taxonomy places the organism in Eukaryota, Metazoa, Chordata, Mammalia, Afrosoricida, Chrysochloridae. Gene Ontology annotation, biological process: phosphatidylinositol-3-phosphate biosynthetic process; cell migration; phosphatidylinositol-mediated signaling. Gene Ontology annotation, molecular function: 1-phosphatidylinositol-3-kinase activity; 1-phosphatidylinositol-4-phosphate 3-kinase activity. Gene Ontology annotation, cellular component: plasma membrane; cytoplasm; phosphatidylinositol 3-kinase complex.
GCACGUAAGGAGCUCAGAGUGAGGCAAGGGCGGAAUGACACGCAUUGAUUCUAAAGCAUCUCUACUGUACCAGACAGAGGGACCUUUGCUUCUGCUCUUUCUUGGACCAUCCCAGAGAGGGCAACUGGCACCUGAGAGGUAAAACAAUGCCCCCCGGGGUUGACUGCCCUAUGGAAUUCUGGACCAAGGAGGAGACCCAGAGCGUGGCAGUUGACUUCUUGCUGCCCACGGGUGUCUAUUUGAAUUUCCCUGUGUCUCGCAAUGCCAACCUCAGUACCAUCAAGCAGGUACUGUGGCACCGUGCCCAGUAUGAGCCCUUCUUCCACAUGCUCAGUGACCCCGAGGCCUAUGUGUUCACCUGUGUCAACCAGACAGCAGAGCAGCAGGAGCUAGAGGAUGAGCAGCGUCGACUAUGCGACAUCCAGCCCUUUCUGCCCGUUCUGCGCCUCGUGGCCCGAGAGGGCGACCGUGUGAAGAAGCUCAUCAACUCACAGAUCAGCCUCCUCAUCGGCAAAGGACUCCAUGAGUUCGACUCCUUGAGAGACCCAGAGGUGAACGACUUCCGCACCAAGAUGCGCCAGUUCUGUGAGGAGGCUGCAUUGCGCCGCCAGCAGCUGGGCUGGGAGGCUUGGCUGCAGUACAGCUUCCCCCUGCAACUGGAGCCUGCAGCGAGGGGCUGGGGCGCUGGCACCCUGCGCAUCCCCAACCGGGUCCUCCUGGUCAAUGUCAAGUUCGAGGGCAGCGAGGAGAGCUUCACCUUCCAGGUGUCCACCAAGGACAUGCCCCUGGCGCUGAUGGCCUGUGCCCUCCGGAAGAAGGCCACAGUGUUCCGGCAGCCACUGGUGGAGCGGCCGGAGGACUACACGCUGCAGGUGAACGGGAAGCAAGAGUACCUCUAUGGCAGCUACCCUCUCUGUCAGUUCCAGUAUGUCUGCAGCUGCCUGCACAGUGGGCUGACCCCCCACCUGACCAUGGUGCACUCCUCCUCCAUCUUGGCCAUGCGAGAUGAGCAGAGCAACCCCACGUCCCAGGUCCAGAAGCCCCGCAGCAAACCACCCCCUAUCCCUGUCAAGAAGCCUUCCUCUUUGUCCCUGUGGUUCCUGGAACAGCCAUUUUGCAUUGAGCUGAUCCAGGGCAGCAAAGUGAAUGCUGAUGAACGCAUGAAGCUGGUGGUACAGGCGGGGCUUUUCCAUGGCAAUGAGAUGCUGUGCAAGAUGGUGUCCAGCUCAGAGGUGAGCGUGUGUUCGGGGCCCGUGUGGAACCAGCGUCUGGAGUUCGACAUCAACAUCUGUGACCUGCCCCGCAUGGCCCGGCUCUGCCUCGCACUUUAUGCCGUGAUUGAGAAAGCCAGGAAGGCUCGCUCCACCAAGAAGAAGUCCAAGAAGGCGGACUGCCCCAUCGCCUGGGCCAACCUCAUGUUGUUUGACUACAAGGACCAGCUGAAGACUGGGGAACACUGUCUCUACAUGUGGCCCUCUGUCCCAGAUGAAAAGGGGGAGCUGCUGAACCCUACAGGGACUGUGCGGAGUAACCCCAACACAGAGAGUGCCGCCGCCCUGGUCAUCUGCCUCCCCGAGGUGGCCCCCCACCCUGUGUACUACCCUGCCCUGGAGAAGAUCCUGGAGCUGGGACGGCACGUGGAGCAUGGGCGCUUCACCGAGGAGGAGCAGCUGCAGCUGCGGGAAAUCCUGGAGCGACGUGGGUCGGGGGAGCUGUAUGAGCAUGAAAAGGACCUGGUGUGGAAGAUGCGUCACCAGGUCCAGGAGCUCUUCCCCGAGGCGCUGGCCCGCCUGCUGCUGGUCACCAAGUGGAACAAGCACGAGGAUGUGGCCCAGAUGAUCUACCUACUGUGUUCGUGGCCCGAGCUGCCCGUGCUGAGUGCCCUGGAGCUGCUGGACUUCAGCUUCCCAGACCGUCACGUGGGCUCUUUUGCCAUCAAGUCCCUGCGAAAACUCACGGAUGAUGAGCUUUUCCAGUACCUGUUGCAGUUGGUGCAGGUGCUCAAGUACGAAUCCUACCUGGACUGUGAGCUCACCAAGUUCCUACUGGACCGGGCGCUGGCCAACCGCAAGAUCGGUCACUUCCUCUUCUGGCACCUCCGCUCCGAGAUGCACGUUCCAGCCGUGGCUCUGCGCUUUGGUCUCAUCAUGGAGGCCUACUGCAGGGGCAGCACCCACCACAUGAAGGUGCUGAUGAAGCAGGGAGAAGCACUGAGCAAGCUGAAGGCCCUGAAUGACUUCAUCAAAGUGAGCUCCCAGAAGACCACCAAGCCUCAGACCAAGGAGCUGAUGCACGUGUGCAUGCGGCAGGAAACCUACCUGGAGGCCCUUUCCCACUUGCAGUCCCCACUUGACCCCAGCACGCUGCUGGCUGACGUCUGCGUGGAGCAGUGCACCUUCAUGGACUCCAAGAUGAAGCCCCUGUGGAUCAUGUACAGCAAUGAGGAGGCAGGCAGCGAGGGUAGCGUGGGCAUCAUCUUCAAGAACGGGGAUGACCUCCGCCAGGACAUGCUGACGCUGCAGAUGAUCCAGCUCAUGGACAUUCUGUGGAAGCAGGAGGGGCUGGACCUGAGGAUGACACCUUACGGCUGCCUCUCCACCGGGGACCACACAGGCCUCAUCGAAGUGGUGCUGCACUCGGACACCAUCGCUAACAUCCAGCUGAACAAAAGCAACAUGGCGGCCACCGCUGCCUUCAACAAGGAUGCCCUGCUCAACUGGCUUAAGUCCAAGAACCCUGGGGAGGCCCUGGACCAAGCCAUUGAGGAGUUCACCCUCUCCUGUGCUGGCUACUGUGUGGCCACCUAUGUGCUAGGCAUCGGCGAUCGGCACAGUGACAACAUCAUGAUCCGUGAAAGUGGGCAGCUGUUCCACAUUGAUUUUGGCCACUUCCUGGGGAAUUUCAAGACCAAGUUUGGAAUCAACCGUGAACGAGUCCCAUUCAUCCUCACCUAUGACUUUGUCCAUGUGAUUCAGCAGGGAAAGACGAACAAUAGUGAGAAAUUUGAAAGGUUCCGGGGCUACUGUGAGAGAGCCUACACCAUCCUGCGGCGCCACGGGCUGCUCUUCCUCCACCUCUUCGCCCUUAUGAGAGCGGCAGGCCUGCCUGAACUCAGCUGCUCCAAAGACAUCCAGUAUCUCAAGGAUUCCCUGGCGCUGGGAAAAACGGAAGAGGAGGCACUCAAGCACUUCCGGGUCAAGUUUAAUGAAGCCCUUCGAGAAAGCUGGAAAACCAAAGUGAACUGGCUGGCCCACAACGUGACCAAAGACAACAGGCAGUAG